AUGUCCGUCCAAGAUACCAAAGCCGUGGAUUUUUCCAUGGGUCACAUGAAAUCAUCUUCUGUGUCUCUGGUAGUGGAGGCUACCUCUAACAUGAACAGUGAAGACAAACUAUCUAAAGUCCAGCUUUAUGAGGAUUUAUGUCGUUACGAAGAUACGCUAAAAAAGUUGGUGGAAUCUGUAGAUCGUUUUAAGCCAGAUAUAGACGUUGCUAGGGACUUGAUCAAAAUUGAUGAAAGUCUGUUUAAUAAUGUUGACCUGUUGUCUGAAUAUGACAAUAUUGAUCGUAAUUUACGCAAGAUUGACAAAGACUCCGAGGAAUUAGAUUCUAAAACCAAAAGAAUACUAGAAAUUAUGAAUGAAUGUCAUGAUGAAUUAGGGGCACUACCGAUGCUAGAACAAGUAGAGUUUGAAAAGAACACAAUUCUGCAACAACGAUCCAAAAUUAACUCCACGGCGUUAUUGGAUUAUGCCACAAAAUUGUCAAAAUUUACCAGAAUACCACCAACAUUCGAUAAAGGAAGUAUUGGACCCAAUAACUUUAUAUGGCCUGCAGAAGAUGCUCUACGAAGAGGUAUGCUUGCUAUGGCAUCAUUACAUAGUAAAGAGCUAACCAGAGUGCCUGGUGAAGAGGCGGAAGAGGCUGCAGAGACAGAAGAAGUACUUGUUUCCUCUCCAUCUCAAAACGGACUGGACAACGAGCACAAGACUGCAAAAGAAGAAGUGCCAAGCACAGACUCAUUUAUAUUCAAUGGCACUGCCAACAAAAAUAGCGAAGAAGUAGGUGAUGCCAAAGAUAAGGAGGAGGAAGGUAACAAUGACGAUGCCCUAGAUCUUGAUCUAGAUUUAUUCGAUCCAGAGGACUUUUAG
This is a messenger RNA of Saccharomyces mikatae IFO 1815, 867 nucleotides long. RefSeq names its product Med4p (gene MED4). The coding region runs from base 1 to 867 and encodes 288 amino acids. Lineage: Eukaryota; Fungi; Ascomycota; Saccharomycetes; Saccharomycetales; Saccharomycetaceae. Gene Ontology annotation, biological process: regulation of transcription by RNA polymerase II. Gene Ontology annotation, cellular component: core mediator complex; mediator complex. The record is from RefSeq and is a predicted model, not a curated record. Gene Ontology annotation, molecular function: transcription coregulator activity. The transcript has a single exon.